UUAUUGCGGCUGAGCUGAGCAGAGUUGCACUAAAGGCGUAUCCAAUGUCCCCGCAGUGAGGUGGGGGGUUGAGGGGGUUGCAGGCACAUUUUCUGUGAAUAAGGAGAGCAGGAACAGCUCAGAGUCCAGCCUGGUGUCCACGCUGCUCUCCUCGGAAGGACGCUGGAUCAGUUGCAGCUGAAGCAAUGGAGCGCUGGAGGGUCCAGGUUAGGAAACGCGCGCGCCGUGAGAGCACAGCGUCUGUGCCUCAGUUCACUAACUCGCCCACUAUGAUAGUGAUGGUGGGGCUGCCGGCCAGAGGAAAAACCUACAUCUCCAAAAAACUCACACGCUACCUCAACUGGAUCGGAGUUCCAACUAAAGUGUUCAAUGUUGGGCAGUACCGCAGAGAGGCUGUCCAAACCUACAAGAAUUUCGAGUUCUUCCGGCCAGACAAUGAAGAAGCGAUGAAGAUUCGCAAAGCGUGCGCCCUCGCUGCACUGAAGGACGUGUCUACCUACUUCACUCAGGAUCACGGCCAGGUGGCGGUAUUUGAUGCCACCAACACAACACGUGAACGGAGAGAGAUCAUCCUCUCCUUCGCCAAAGAGAACGGCUACAAGGUGUUUUUCGUGGAGUCCAUUUGUGAGGACCCUGAAAUCAUUGCUGAAAAUAUCAAGCAAGUGAAGCUCAGCAGCCCUGAUUAUAUUAACUGUGACAAAGAGGAGGCAGUGAAGGACUUUCUGAAGAGGAUCGAGUGCUACAAGGUCACCUAUAUUUCUCUGGAUGACGACAGAGACAGAAAUCUGUCCUAUAUAAAGAUCUUUAAUGCAGGGAUCAGGUAUUUGGUGAAUCGUGUGCAGGAUCAUAUCCAGAGUAGGAUUGUCUAUUAUCUGAUGAAUAUUCAUGUUACACCACGCACGAUCUACCUGUGUCGCCAUGGAGAGAGCGAGCUGAACCUGCUGGGCCGCAUCGGGGGGGAUUCUGGCCUGUCCCCUCGGGGAAACAAGUUUGCUGCUGCACUUGGGAAAUACAUCAGGGGCCAGUGCAUCCCUGACCUAAAGAUCUGGACCAGUCACAUGAAGAGAACCAUCCAGACUGCAGAGGCAGUGGGCGUUCCCUACGAGCAGUGGAAAGCCCUCAAUGAGAUUGAUGCUGGUGUGUGUGAGGAGAUGACGUAUGAGGAGAUUCAGGAACACCACCCGGAGGAGUUUGCACUCAGAGACCAAGAUAAAUACCGCUAUCGCUAUCCAAAGGGUGAGUCCUAUGAAGACCUGGUCCAGAGGCUGGAGCCAGUCAUCAUGGAGCUGGAGAGACAGGAGAACGUCCUGGUCAUCUGUCACCAGGCUGUGAUGCGCUGCCUUCUGGCCUACUUCCUGGACAAAAGUGCAGAUGAGCUGGCGUAUCUGAAGUGUCCUCUGCACACAGUGCUUAAACUCACACCUGUUGCCUACGGCUGUAAAGUCGAAUCAGUUUUCCUGAAUGUUGAGGCGGUGAAUACGCACAGAGAUAAGCCUGUGAGCGAUGAACCUCAGGGCAGUCCCACACCCCUGUACCGCCACAGUCGUGUCCACCCCAUGGCCAGUCCCACUCCGACCAAAGCCCCCAGCUUACAAGACCUGGGCUUGACUGAACUUAGUCUGCAGAACGUCAGUGUGGACAGAGAUGCUGAAGACGCUCUCCUGACGGUUCCUGAGCACAUCUAGAGCUCUGAAAAGGCCAUGAAGAAAAGCUUCUUCUUCCUCAACAUCACUACACUGGCACAGUGCAUUGGCCGUUUUGAUGCAUCCUUGACCCAGUUUGAAUGUCAGUUUUAAUUGCAAUGAUUCGUGUUGUAAAAAAUGUCCUAUGUUAUGGUGGUUGGUGAAGAGCCGCUCAUGGAUGUCCAUUCACCUACUUCAGAGGGAAUCGGGAGUUUGAUUGCACUGCAAGGCAAGACAAAACAAAACAAAACAAGCUGAGACUAAUUAAGUCAAGACAAGUCAAGAAAUUGGAUUAAACUGCUGGGAGUCUUAAUUUGGAUGAAGACUAAGGAUAUAGUGUGGUUAAAAAAUAAAAUUGACACUUUUUUCCCUUUCAGGUGUAGUCAGUCAGCUAAGACAAGUUUGGUGUCUGAAGGUUGCUUAUUUACUUUUAGCACUGGAGCUACGAGGCUAAUGUAGCUAUCAAGUAAUAGAAGUUCAUGAGCACCACAUUGCAUGCUAGAUCAACACUCAUUUGCCUCAAACUGUGUGGAGUUGUUCAGUAUCUCUAAUAGACUUGAUUUUGUGGUUUCUGACAUUGUGUGACUCACUAAUAGCUGUGAUUAUCGACUAAAGUACAUUAGCAUAGCUAAAAACAGUAGCAGCAUCCAUCUUCAAGCCUGAUUUUUCAUUCCAAAGUUGAGGAAACCUCAGACGUUAAACAUGUCUUGGCUGACUACAUCUGGGAUAAAACUGUGUAAGUUUAUUGUUUAACUACUCAUUUAAAGGGGAAUUCCACCAAUUUUUCAAAAAGUCGGAAUAAUUCAGUGGUAGAGAUGUAAGUCAUUCUGAGUGGUUUGGUGUUUUACAGUGGUGCUGAUAGGAACCAAGGGGCAAUGUUGAUGACACAAACGAAUCCAAUUUAAUUUUAUUUAACAAAUACAUUUUUUAAACUAAUUUUAUUAACUAUUAAAAUGACCAGUGAAUCUGCACUUCAUAUGUAAUGUUGAUGAUGGCAAAAAUCUGGAAAAAAAUGUUUUCCUGCUUUUAUGUACUCUCUGCUCCAUUAACAAUAUGUUUUAGCCCACCUAUGUUGGGCUCCAGUCCUCGUGGGCUGAAACACUGCAGACUUCAGCACGCUGCCUCAUUAAACACCCCUGAUUCAGCUUAUCAGCUAAUUAGCAAAGCCUUCAUGGACUAAAUUCAGAGCGUUAGAUGAGGGUAAACGCUAAUCUCUGUAGCACUUUGGCCCAGAAAGUCCCCAGUUUCACAUGCCUGUUUUAGACCAAAGUUUUAUCUCAAACUAUCAUAAAACUGUGUCUCAGUCAUCAGGCAGUGUAUUCAUAACCAUUUCAUGGUUUCUCUGAAACCUUUGAGGGAGCUUUUAGAGUUGGACGUCUGGUUCCUAUCACCACCACUGUGGUUAACUGAGUUACUCUAGAACAGAGCAUUUCACACCAAACCACUCUGAAUGACUUUGUUUCUAUCUUAACUGUUAAAUUAUGCAGAAAUGCUCAUGGAUUUCACCUUCAAUCACAAGUAGUUGACUGGCACAAGCUGGUUUGUCUGGACAGUUUUGUACUGACAGAUUGUUUCUACCUGCUCCUGGUGCAUGAGGAGAGGUCAGUACAGUAUUCUAACAUGGAAAACAUGCUGUGAAGCUGGACCUCUCCACCUAUGGUGCUUUCCUCUGUGGUGGCCACAGCACAAACGCACGUGCCAUAAAUUUACCUCUCAGACUGUAGCUGAUUCUACCUGGACAAAACGUUCACAUCUGGAUUAUGUUUAUGUUUGCUUAGUUAGUGUUUGUCCAAACGGUGAGACAUACAGUCGUGUGCAAAUGUUUGUGCACCCUGGCCGAUUGAUAUGUUCUGAGUGAAAGUUAGAGAGAACACUCUUCUGCACAUUUUAAUGCACAACUUAUAUCAGGGGGGAAGAAUAAAACAUAAAAUGUGGCCUGUGCAAAAGUAAUAGCACGUUAUAUUUUGUGUUUUAUGUUUUUCCAAUAAAUUAAACUCAGAAACAAAUAAAUAGAAAUUUUGCACAAACAUUUGCAGAAAAAAUGCUACAUUUAAGUGUUUUCUCUGUAGAAGAUGAACUUAUUUUUGCUUAGAAAAUUAAAAAAAACGUUUGCAUACGACUGUAAAUAUCUGUGAUGAAAAUGAAGUGAUCAGUCGCUAUAACUAUGUCAGGGCCUUGUUUAGCCCCAUGGGCUACACGAUUACUAUAUGAUUUACAUGAAUACUUGGAGUGAUUUCAAGUAGUUGAGUAAUUGCACAUUGUACACUGUAAUUGUAACAUUAAAGCAGUAGUGUUUUCCCCAUUUAAAAAGUUUUUGCGUCCGAAAAGCAUUAAAUGGUCAUAAACCAACUGAAAUCAUUACAUGACUGUAGUGUGUGUCGUCUUAGCUCGUCUCAUUACUCGUCCGUCCAAUGUGAUGUAAUGCAAAAAUAGAGUAAACAGUCAAAGUAGAGGAGCUAGUUUGCUAGUAGUGAGUCUCACAGUUGUAUCAAAUGAUACUUUGGUGAGUGAAAGCAUGUCAAGAGUUGGAACUAUAAAUAUAAAUGAGUAAUUUAUAAUGUAAUUAUACAAUGUAUAUUAUGCAUAAUUUAAUAACCUUUUGAUUUUCUCGAAAAAAAAAUAUUGAAUAAAUCUUAAAUAACAUAGUUGUGUGCAAAAGUUUGGGCAUCCGAUGUCAAAUGAAUUAUUUCAAUAAUAAAAUUAAAUAAAACAUAAAAUAUGGCUUCUGCAAAAGUUAUGACACAUAACUUUUUCCUGGUUUAUGCUUGUUUUAUUAGGAUACAAAAUUCAGCAAACAAAUCAAAAUUGUUUGCUAAAUUUUGUAGAAAAUACAUCAUUUGUUCUCUGUAGAGGGUGUGUUCACUUAUUUUCACUUAAAACAAUCAAUAUAAUGAAAUUGUAAGAAUAUUGUCAGAUGAUUUUACCUAUUUUUAGACAUUUCUAUCUAAAUAAAGUGACUAACGAUCUUA
This is a messenger RNA of Colossoma macropomum (tambaqui), 4651 nucleotides long. Its product is annotated as 6-phosphofructo-2-kinase/fructose-2,6-bisphosphatase-like. Gene Ontology annotation, cellular component: cytosol; 6-phosphofructo-2-kinase/fructose-2,6-biphosphatase complex. The record is from RefSeq and is a predicted model, not a curated record. Gene Ontology annotation, molecular function: ATP binding; fructose-2,6-bisphosphate 2-phosphatase activity; 6-phosphofructo-2-kinase activity. Gene Ontology annotation, biological process: fructose metabolic process; fructose 2,6-bisphosphate metabolic process. Bases 186 to 1685 code for a protein of 499 amino acids. Lineage: Eukaryota; Metazoa; Chordata; Actinopteri; Characiformes; Serrasalmidae. The transcript has 15 exons.